Messenger RNA from Amborella trichopoda, 2643 nucleotides. RefSeq lists its product as uncharacterized. Gene Ontology annotation, biological process: defense response. Lineage: Eukaryota; Viridiplantae; Streptophyta; Magnoliopsida; Amborellales; Amborellaceae. The record is from RefSeq and is a predicted model, not a curated record.
ACCUAAAAAUGAAGAAUUACAAUAGAAGGUCAAAUAAAAGUACAAAAUAGACCAUUUUUAACGCUGGACAUUCAUUUAAUUUUUUGGAUUCACCACCAAGAUUUUGGAUCCGAAAUAUAUCUAAAAUAGAGUGGAAAAAAGAGAUGAUGAGGGAGAUGGUGUUUCCUGUACUACCUCAAGUAAGGAGAUUUUCAUAGUACCAAUGAGAGGGAGACUCCUAUACUACCAUUCAUAUGGAGCAUUAGUCCGGAAAAUCAGCGUCAUCAUAGUAUUUUUUCAAUUAUUUGAAAUCAAUUAAUUAGAGGGAAAAAUAAUCCUUUUAAAAUUAACCACCCAUAUGCAAAAUUAGUGAGAAGGGUUUCCAAACCUCAAUAUGAAAAAUGGAAAAGGGCAAGAUAGGAGAGAGAGAGCUAUAGGGCCUCAUUAGAAAAAAUCCAAUACUACCAAUUCAAAUGGAGCAUUAGAGGGAGAAAUUGAUUUUCCAAAAGUACCCAACCGCAUGAAAAGUCAGAGAGAUGGUUUUCCAAAACUCGCCCAUUUAAAUCGGAAAGUUAGAGAGAGAAAGAGAGAGAUUCCUAUACUGCCCAAACUAAAACUAAGUUGGAAAAAAAUGACAGUGCUUGUUUUCCUAGAGAGGGAGUGAGUGAGUGGGACAGUUUCCAUCUUUGAGAUGACAACCCCCCCAACCAAGACCCAGCUGUAGCCUCAACCCCCGCCAGUUCACCCCUCCUCCAAUUACCACGCCCCAGUCAAAACCCCUUUUAUAGGGCCUCCUCUUCCUCCAUCCCUUUCUCUCUCUAUCUCUACACCAAAGAAGCCACCUCUUUCUCUCUCUCCUAUGUUAUAACCCCUCCCCUUCCUCACCCCGUUCCUUGCUGCUUCUCUCUCUAUCUCGAACCUAGCAGCCAUCCUCUCCCUCUCCCUCUCCCUCUCUCUCAUGGCUCCACAGAGGCCAGCCCCCAGGGCGCCUGACCCCAGGGCCCCUGACCCCUCUCUCCACCUCCUCGAACUCAACAUCAUCUCGGCCCAAGAUAUCCACCCCGCAACCCAAGCAAUGCAUCCUUAUGCAGUCGCAUGGGUGCAUCGUGACCACAAACUCUCAACGCGCACUGACCCUCAAGGCCACACCGAACCCACAUGGAACGAUAAAUUCAUCUUUCGUGUCACCGAAACCUUCCUACGCUCUGACACUGCAGCAGUCACCAUCCAAAUUUUUACACACCGCCCGUGCUGCGUAUUCCCUGACCCCCUCAUAGGCACCGUACGUGUAUUGGUUGGUAAUCUCCUCAGCGCACAGAGUCAUGCUCCAGGCUACAGUGGAAUGCGGUUCACUGCACUCCAGGUCAGGCGCCCCAGCGGUCGCCCCCAAGGCAUAUUGAACCUCGGAAUCACCCUCCUCGACCCAGCUCUGCGCUCCAUGCCCCUUUAUGUGCAAGCCACCUCAGCUUUGGGGUACCAAGAUCUCAUGGGCCAGACAAGAAUACUUCGACGGAGUAAAAGCGCCUAUCCUUCGGAGCCAGCUUCGUCGACUAUAUGGACCAAUUCACCUGGCCCAUCAGAACUCAGUGUUGGCGAGCCUAAUAAGCUCAAGCCUCAAUCCAAUCCAUCAAGCCCACCAAUCAAGCCCAUGACAACACCAAGGACUGAGCUCACACCUAUUGGUGAGGAGUUUUAUCCUGCCGAAGUUGGGAGCUCAGUGCUCGAGGAUUGGAGCGUAGCAAGCAGCGGUGGGAAAGAAGAACUAAAGUUAAAGCUCGAGAGGUGGCGAAUGGAGCUACCCCCUAUAUAUGACCCUCCGGGUUUUGCAUCAAUAGGGAGGAACCCAACGAGGAGGGACAAUGGACGUGGGGGCCCCUUAGGGUGCUUUAAAGGGAUGGAUGACGACCUUCAGGCAGGGUGUGAAUGCUCAAUCUUUUGCGGGUUGAACCCAAGGAAGAAGAAUGUCACCUCAAAGAUCCACUUGAGCCCGUCGGAUGUCAACAUGACCAGGUCAAUGAGGAUUUAGACAGCGGUAUCCAUGUCAGGCCUGGUCUAUUAAUCUCGGGCAUCUGAUUCCUUUUUCCCACUCUUUUUUUUGUUCUCUUUAUUUUAUUUGAAAAUGAGAAUUUUUGAAAAAAACAAGAAAUUCCCAAGAAAAGGAGAAAUAGAGAAAGAAUUGGUAUUCCAAUGUGAUGCAAUCCACAAUUGGGAAUCAUUGAGGAGGUGGAUGGAGUCAUGGUCAUCAUGAGAAGUGGAUGCAUAUGCUCAUUUUAUACUGAGAUCGGGGAUUGUCAUCAAGAACGUGGUCAUGAUCAUGGUGCACGCCUACAUGGGCAUAGUCAUGGCCGUGGUCAAGGUCAAGAAGGUGGUCAGUCAUCAUUUGUCAUGGUUGUGGUCAUGGUUGUGAUCAUGGUCAUGGUGUAACAGUCAUGAUCAUGGCUGUGUUCCUGGCCGUGAACUUUUGCAGUUCUUGAAGGCUGCAUUAUCAACUAAAUGUGCAUUCAGUUUAUGGGGUCAGACCUUAUGCUCUAGUGAUGUGUUAAGUGUAAGGGAAAAUGGAGGUGAUGCCUUUGAUCAUGGGGGUACAUGGGGCUGGCUUGUAAUUCUCUUUUUUCUCAAUUUAUGUUCCUGUUUCUCUUCUAAUAUGAGGGAUAUUCAAACAAG